GACAACUACCGGCCCUCGACAGCAUCCAAUAUCUUUCACAUCUCGGCCCCGACGAGCCAUCAUCGAUGCAUUAUCACAGCUCGAGCCAUGGCAGCUACAGCCCCCUGGUGCGGGCGGAGCAUCUGCGUUCUCACUUCCGCCGAGCUAGUCCCUGCCACUACACACGCCAACACAUCCCCUGCAUUAGUUUGCCACCACGCGCACUUCAACAGUACCAUUCCCGCGAUGGGCUCGAUGGGCUCCGAGCCGCCGCCGUCCUCGCAUGGCCAUUCGCAGAACGCACAGUCGCAUCCCUUUGCGCUCAACACGUCUUCAAAUGACAGCGGGUCGAACAGCGGCAUCAGCGGCAACGGCUCUCGAGCGUGACUUGCAGCUUGCACCUGUCUGGCCUGUUUAGUUCCUCGAAGGAGUUUGAGGUGGAUUCGAAGGCGAGGCUGAAGCUUCUUAUUGUGCGUGCACACCCUUUAUGCGAUCAGAGGUUACUGACGAAUGUGUA
Messenger RNA from Phanerochaete carnosa HHB-10118-sp, 496 nucleotides. RefSeq lists its product as uncharacterized. The transcript has a single exon. NCBI's taxonomy places the organism in Eukaryota, Fungi, Basidiomycota, Agaricomycetes, Polyporales, Phanerochaetaceae. The coding region runs from base 88 to 366 and encodes 92 amino acids. The record is from RefSeq and is a predicted model, not a curated record.